ACGACAUCUUUCUCCUUUGCUUUAUUCUAGGCUCCUGCGAGUCUGCUAAAAUUAGCUACGCACGACGUUGCUGUCAUGGCUCAACCAGCAGUGUCCUCUUGUAUUGAUUACAAAUGGAAGUAUGACGUGUUUCCUAGUUUUCAUGGUGAAGACACUCGGUUAAGUUUCGUUAGCUUUCUUCGCGGAUCUCUACAUGAAAGAGGAAUCCGUGUCUUUAUGGAUGAUGAGCACAUCAGAACGGGAGAAGAAAUAACACCAGCACUUAUCAAAGCCAUAAGAGAAUCCAGGAUAGCUAUCAUAGUUUUCUCCGAGAACUAUGCCAACUCAACAUUCUGCCUGCAGGAACUUGUAGAGAUUCUCGAGUGCUUUAAAGAAGAAGGUCGGUUAAUAUAUCCAGUAUUUUACUAUGUGGAUCCAUCAGAGUUGCGACGUCCGAGAGCAAGCUAUGCAGAGGCUUUGGCUCGAUUGGAGAAAAGAUUUAAGGACAACAAACAACAAGUAGAAAAUUGGAGGUUGGCUUUGUCCCAAGCAGCUAAUUUGAAAGGGUGUCAUCUCAAAGCCAAGAUUGCAAAUGAGCAAGAACAUAUUACAGAGAUCACCAAUGAAGUAUCAGCGAGGAUUCAUCGUAUUCAUAAUCAUUUACACGUUACUCGAUACCCUGUUGGACUUGUGUCUCGAGUGAAAAAAGUGGUCUCACAUUUAGAUCUUUGCUCUACUAAGAAAAAUAAAAUGGUUGGAAUUGUAGGACUUGGUGGGAUAGGUAAAUCAACGAUUGCAAGAGUCUUAUAUAAUUUGAUUUCUGAUCAUUUUGAAGGCCUAUGUUUUCUUUUUGAUGUGAGGAAAAACUCUAAAAUGCCAAAUGGUUUGGCACGUCUUCAAGAGACAUUGCUUUGUAAAUUAGUCAAGGAGAAGGAUCUCAAAUUGGGUGAUUGGUAUGAAGGAAUACCAAUAAUAAAACAUAGGCUUGGCCACAAGAAAAUUCUUUUGGUCAUUGAUGACGUUGAUGAAUUGAAACAAUUAGAAGCACUAGCUGGAAAUUGUGAUUGGUUUGGUCCUGGAAGUAGAAUUGUCAUAACGACUAGGGAUAAACAGUUGCUAGUAAGUCAUCAUGUGAAGAGUAUUUAUAAUGUUGAGGAAUUAAAUGAUGAGGAAUCUCUUCAAUUGCUUUGUUGGUGUGCCUUUGAAAAGGAGAAUGUGGAGUUUGACUUCAUGGAGGUUUCUAAACGUGCAAUACGUUAUUGUUGUGGACUUCCAUUAGUUUUAGAAGUGACUGGUUCUUACUUAUGUGGUAGAGGAGUCAAUGAAUGGCACUCUGCAUUGGAUCAAUUCAAAAGAAUUCCAGAAGGAAAAGUUUUGGAAGUCCUUCGAUUAAGCUAUGAUGCUUUAGGAGAAUUUGAGAAAGAAAUUUUUCUACACUUGGCUUGUUUUUCCAAAGGUGAGGAAUUAGGAGAAGUUAAGGGCAUGUUGUUAUGUUUAUAUGGAAUCCCACUGGAUAAUGUUAUUAAUGUUCUAGUCAAUAAAUCCCUCAUAAGAAUUGAAGGAGAUCAGGUGUUAAUGCAUGACGUGAUUGAAGAUAUGGGUAAAGAAAUUGUUCGACAAGAAUCACCAGAUGAACCCGGUAAACGAAGUAGGUUAUGGUUCUACCAAGAUAUUCUUCAUGUUUUAAAUCGAAACACAGGAACCAAUAAAGUGGGAGUCAUAUUUCUAGACCUACCUGAAGACUUUUCUGAAGAUAAUGAAGUACAAAUGCAAUGGAGUGGAAAGGCAUUCAUGAAGAUGACAAAUCUCAAAAUCCUUGUGAUAAAAAAUGCAAGCUUUAUUUCAAAAUGCCCCACACAUCUUCCAAAGAGUUUAAAGUGGUUGAAAUGGAAGGGGUAUCCUUUCAAGUUUUUGCCGCAUAAUAUUUGUUCAACAGAACUUAUUUGUCUUGACUUGUCGAAUAGUUGUUUUGAUACACUCCAGCCAUUUACGAAGAAGUUCCACACUUUAAGCCGCAUGAAUUUUAGAAAUUGCCAAUUUCUACAACAAAUUCCAGAUUUAUCUGGAGUUUUUAAUUUAAGAGAAUUGUGGCUUGAUGAUUGCACAAAUUUAGUUGAAAUCCAUCAUUCAGUUGGGUGUUUAAAUAAAUUGAAGGAAUUGAGUGCCAUGCGAUGCAAUAGCUUGGAAAUUUUGCUUCCAGACCUUAGACUGGUAUCUCUUGAGAAUCUCAACCUCUAUGGUUGUUCAAGGCUCUAUAGUUUCCCAGAGAUAUUGAUUGAGAUGAAAUAUAUGCGAAAUCUUCACUUGGGUAGAACAGCCAUUAUUGUGUUGCCAUCUUCAAUUUGUAAUCUCAUUGGACUUGAAACCUUAAACAUAGAGGAAUGUCCUUAUCUUGAGCAACUACCAACUACCAUUUGUUUGCUGCCAAAUCUUUGGGAGCUAAAUGCAACUUCUUCUAAAGUAUUGUCUCAUAUAAAGAUGUAUAAGGAAGGACAAGAAGAAAACUUGGAUUGCUAUGCACUGUCUUUGAAAUUGGAACGUUUUUGCUUCUCAAAAUGCAAUUUAUCAGAUGACUCUCUUGCUCUUUGCCUCUCUCACUUCACUAAUAUGAUACAUUUAGAUAUAAGCUUCAGUAGUCGUGUUACGACCCUUCCAGCAUGCAUCAAGGAAUGUCACCAUUUGAAAUAUCUUUCCCUGGAUCAUUGCAACCGACUUCAACAUAUUGAGGAGAUGCCACCAAACUUGGAAAAAUUCAGUGCCAUAUGUUGCAUGUCAUUGACAAAAAGAUCUGAAAGCAGAGUAUUGUAUCAGGUACUCAACUUGCAACCUGGGAAAACAAACUUUAUCUUUCCUGGAGGUAAAUUCCCAGAAAAUCUUGAUAGUUAUAGUAGGAGAAGCUGUGUGUCUUUUUGGGUUCGUGAUGUGUUUCCAACAAUUUUUAUAUGGAUUCUUGUGAAACAAGAUCAGGAUUUUCUCUUCAGUUGUUCAUUCUUGGUGCACGUCAAUGACGUCAAGCUAGAUAUUUCUUCUGAGUGGCUUCUGUUUCCAUCAAGAGCAAUGCCCAAGAAAUGA
This is a messenger RNA of Neltuma alba, 3051 nucleotides long. RefSeq names its product TMV resistance protein N-like. The coding region runs from base 76 to 3051 and encodes 991 amino acids. NCBI's taxonomy places the organism in Eukaryota, Viridiplantae, Streptophyta, Magnoliopsida, Fabales, Fabaceae. Gene Ontology annotation, molecular function: ADP binding. The record is from RefSeq and is a predicted model, not a curated record. The transcript is spliced from 6 exons. Gene Ontology annotation, biological process: signal transduction; defense response.